Molecule: messenger RNA, 2586 nt
Organism: Daphnia magna
Lineage: Eukaryota; Metazoa; Arthropoda; Branchiopoda; Diplostraca; Daphniidae
Exons: 6
Coding region: 120-1037 (305 amino acids)
Source: RefSeq, a predicted model, not a curated record
GACAAUCGGCUGCUGCCUUUUUGCGAUGACACACUAAUUCAUUUCAUCGUCUACGUUAGUUAACUGACUUUGCACAAGUGAUAGGUUUGUUUGUUUCGACAGUGAUUUAGUGAAAAAACAUGGCUCAGCGGAGUGACGAUGACAACAACGUUUGUAAGCGAAAGCGUCUUACCGGGAGCUCUAAGUGGACAAUGAAUGCUAUUUCACGACACAUAGCUGAACGUCAGGCCAAUUUAGACAUCGAAAAUAUGGUUAUGUUACAGCAAGACCAAUCCAGCGAAAAAAUUUGUGGCAGUAUAAGUCCGAUGGAUUUGGAAGUUUCUCCAAUAUAUGUGGAAUCGGAUUUCUCACAAGAGCCAAAGAAUAUGAAGGCUUCUUUUUUCUUUAAUGAUGAAAUGGAACUGCAAGAUAUCGCCGAAAACCAGGUGUUGUCAACUCCCACUCAAUUAAUAGGAUUUUCCCCUGAUGUUGAAUCCACUUUGAUGGAAUCUGAAUUCCCAGAGGCAGAGUUUGACGAGGAGUUCAACAUUAUUGAUGAAGAUGAUAAUGAAGAUCCAGAUGAGGAAGAUCUUGAACUAUGCGAGAAAGCGGGAAAUGAAUUUGAUCGCAUUCAAAUUGUACGAUUACUUUCAGCUGCAUUCUAUUUGAAACAUGGUUUGUCUAAGUCAGGCCUUGGUGAUUUUCUUGACAUUUUAAAUGUUUCUUCUGGGCUUAAUCAAGACGACGAGCUUAGAAGUCCAUAUAUGUUUAUGAAAAGAUAUGGGCUUUUAAAAGGCGACCUGAAAAGAAUUUAUCCGUGUUCUACAUGCUCCAAGACACUGAAAAACGGCGAGAGUGGAUAUCCGACAGAAAUUCAGCCCUGUGGUCACAAUUAUUGCAAGGAAACAUCAGACAAAUGCUACACUCUGUUGCUCCCCGUUGAAGAACAAGUGAGAUUUUUUCUCCGUCACCAUGGAAUAAAAAAAUUCCACAAGAAACUCUUGAUCAAGAUAGAAAAGGCGACGUCUUUACUGGGGAUCGUUACAAGCAGUACGUGAAAGACGGUCUCAUCAACGAGCGAACAGUAACCAUGCAAAUUAACACAGAUGGCGCUCAAAAAUUUAAAUCGAGUAAAUAUUCCUUCUGGCCCUUUAUGGGUACUGUAAACGAAACGGGUUAUAAAACCCGACGAUCAAAUGUCAUUUUAAUGGCUAUUUGGUUUGGUAACAAGAAACCUCCAAGAAACGUAUUUGUGGAUCCUUGCGUCGAUGUAUUAAAUCAACUUUGCUCGACUGGGGUUGAGUGUGAUAAUAUAAAAUACAUAAUACGGCCAGUCAUUGUGACUGUGGACACGAUUGCCCGACCAAUUCUUCGAAACACAAUGCAAUUUAAUGGUGCAUAUGGGUGUGAUUUUUGCUUGCAUCCCGGAAAAUCAGUUAAAAUUGGAAAAGGAAACACUCUUGUUUAUUGUGAACAACCGAACGAUUCCCAACCGAAGUAUCCCUUGCGUUCUACUUUGCAAUAUCGGAAUGAUCUUGAAGAAGCCAUGAAAAGCGGCAAAACAUUUCAUGGGAUAAAAGGGCCUACGUCACUUGCUGACAUUGAAGGUUUUGAUUUCAUUGGAGCCUUCAUCCCGGAGUACAUGCAUUGUAUUUGUUUGGGUGUAAUCCGCUAUUUGAUUCUCUUGUGGAUAUCCUCAACAUACAGCAAAGAACCGUGGCACAUCAGUAAGAAUAAAUUAACUAUUUUCAACAAGCGCUUAUCGCAAACGAAACCCCCGUAUGACAUCACAAGAACUCCGAGGACUUUAGAAACGAUUAAGUAUUGGAAAGCCUCGGAAUUUCGAGCAUUUGCUCUCUAUUAUUUCCCCCUUCUGGAGGGCAUUUUGCCCGAGCCAUAUUUUUCCCAUUUCGCCAAUUUAUCAUACGCUCUUUCAGUUCUGUUACAAGAGUCCGUCCCUACUAAUUGUGUCAAAGAUGUGGGUGUUCUUCUCGAAGACUUUGUUGAGAAAGUCGAAUUAUAUUAUGGGGAAAAGCACGUAAAAUUUAAUAUCCAUCUGUUGACGCAUCUUUCAAAAAGUGUUUUAGACUGGGGCUGCUUGUGGGCCACAUCUGCUUUUAUACCGGAGUGGUUUAAUGGUCAGUUGCAGGGGCUAUCAAAAGGAACUCAGUCGGUUAUUGAACAAAUGGCGACUUCUUUUUUAAUGAAAAAUUCCAUUCGCAAUCAGGCCAUAGACUUGUUAAAAAGUCAGACAGUCCCUCUUCCUACUUCGAAAUUGAUUCAUAGAAUGAUUUGCUUGCCAAAUCUAUACGAAAUCCAAAACUAUAAACGUUUGAAUGUUGAAGGGGAUAUUAGCCUUAGUCUGCUGGGUAAAAAAAUAAUGAGAAAUCUUUCAAUUGACGAGCAAAGUUAUGUCGAAACUGCUUUACUUCACGAGGAAAACAACAUUGGUUCAGGGGAAAUUUCCAGAAUGGUCGAAAUGAUAGAGAAUACAGCUUGCGCUAUUUAUCCCAGAAUUUGUUUUCGAAGUGGGAGCAAUUCGACCUUCACUACAUCCGCCUAUGUGCGGUCAAAGAAGCGCAUAAACUAUUGCGCUCUCUUGAAAGA